AUGUUUGUACAUUCUUCUCCAAUAGCAGUCGUGCUGGUCACGCUGCUUUCAUUCGUUACUUCUCGACCUCAAAGCCUCUCCCAAGGGCAAGAUACCGGAUCGAGCCUCGAGUCUGGUACAUUUCCUGGCUCGAACCUCAACAGUAGUCUUACUACGAAUCCCGAUCCAACACCGAGCAAUGGUUUAGUAAACAACACCAACACCAGUCCCCAGGCGGGCCCCAGCACAGCGUCAGUAUCUAGCUCGCAGCCAGCGACAAAUAUGUGCGGUAAUGAUCAGCAAAUUAUUUUGGACGGCACGCUGUGGCUGGUGGCUAACACUGAGCGACUUUCUCGCAGCGAGAACGUUUGCAAAGGGUAUGCGAAUGUAGCCCUCACCCAGGGCUUGGGGAAUCCGAUAUCUAGCAUCAAUUCGAUUCCCGCAACUUAUCAGUGGACUCGCACCAAUACCUCCCCCUUUAAAGGCAACAUCUGCUUCGAUUUCCUCCUGGGUCCGAAGGGCGACUCGACCUCCCCCGCUGCCACAGAACUUAUGCUCUGGCUUGAGUGGGAAGGGGAUCAGCUCCCAAUUGGAUGGGAUGCUGGGCCAGCAGCAACUAUCCCCAACCUCUUUGGUACUUCUUGGAAAAUAUACGAGGGAGUUAAUCAUGGGAUGACAGUGGUAAGUGAUUUCGUUCAAUCGUUUAAGGAACGUAGCUAG
Messenger RNA from Bacidia gigantensis, 699 nucleotides. RefSeq lists its product as uncharacterized. The coding region runs from base 1 to 699 and encodes 232 amino acids. Gene Ontology annotation, biological process: polysaccharide catabolic process. Lineage: Eukaryota; Fungi; Ascomycota; Lecanoromycetes; Lecanorales; Ramalinaceae. Gene Ontology annotation, molecular function: cellulase activity. The record is from RefSeq and is a predicted model, not a curated record. The transcript has 3 exons.